Penicillium riverlandense is the source of this 528-nucleotide messenger RNA. RefSeq names its product cupin domain-containing protein. The transcript has a single exon. The record is from RefSeq and is a predicted model, not a curated record. The coding region runs from base 1 to 528 and encodes 175 amino acids. NCBI's taxonomy places the organism in Eukaryota, Fungi, Ascomycota, Eurotiomycetes, Eurotiales, Aspergillaceae.
AUGGCGGAACAGCACCCUCCCAACAGCCUCCGUCAGACUAGUCGGUUCAUUACAGGCCACACCGCCAAUGGCCUUGCAGUCUUCAACAAGGACAUCCCCGAAACAAUUCCUGCCCAGAAUAUACCUACUGGCGAUGCUUUGUACCUCGGAUAUGCUACGAACCAGUUCCCGAUCGACUUGAGCAAAGACUUGGGAACCUAUCAGCACUAUCUGACCAACACUCCAGGAUUUACCAUACCCGGCGGCACUGUGCUGUGUCUGAUAGACUUGGCUCCCGCAAGCAUUAGCCCCUUGCACCGGACCAUGUCGCUCGACUAUGCUGUGGUGAUAGAGGGAACCGUGGAGCUAAAGUUGGACAGCGACGAAGUGAAGACGCUGCAGCGGGGCGAUAUCGCCAUCCAGCGCGGGACGAAGCAUCUGUGGCGAAACACUAGCAAGACAGAGUGGGCACGUGUCCUCUUCGUGCUACAGGAGUCGAAGCCGGUUGAGAUUGACGGUGAGACACUGAAAGAAGACUUGGGGUUUUAG